CUCCAGUCCCGGCAGCUUCAUAUCGCCGACCCGCUGCCCUGGGUCUCCGAUGUGAGCAACACUAUCAUCUGAAGAAUGGAAUAAACAUGGCCCACAACCGCAGCUUUCUCUUUGAAGCCCUGGAUAGAUCAGAGGCCAGACGGGAUGGAGGCUACAAACACAACAACUGGAGCUUUUCUCUUUCUGGUGACAGCAAAGAGGAGAGGAUUCAUGAGAGAGAAUGAAGAUUGUGUUACGAAGAAGGAUACUGAUAAGCAAAAUCUCUGGCGCGGUGAGUGUGGAGGAGAUGGACCGGCAGCAGCCCACUCCCCCCGAGGAGACCAAGUCUCCGACCAUGCGGCACUUCACUUCUUCGGACCCUUUGAGGACGUAUGAGAACCGCACGAGUAAUCACAUCAGGCCUCUCAACAAGCUGCUGCCCAAAAGGCUCAGCGACGUCCCUCUCACGUUAGCGACAUCGUCCCCGAUCCCCAACAGAACAAACUACUUCAUCAUCAGCCCGACGCCUUCGCAGGGAAUUGUUCUGCAGGGGAGACACUUCCAGCAUGCCCAGAUGCCCUCUGCCAUACGCAAGCCAGUCCAAAGCCUUGAUUUAAAAGAAAGAAGCGACUUCUCCACGUCGCAGCAGGGUGUGGAGGUGGACAGCAUCGUCCUCACCUGUCCAGAGAUCUCAGAAGAGGAGCAGCAGAAUAUAAAGCGGCUUGUUGAGCAGAAGAGGAAAAUUCUGGAGGACCCCUCGCAGGUCAAUGCUGCAGAGCCGGUGGGGCCCAUCGUUUACCACACGGUGUGCAUGAAGUGCAACAAGCCCAGCGAGGACGUCCGCACGUGCAGGACCUGCGGCAGCGGGGCGUCGCUGCUUUCUUCCCCGACCCCCCGGCCCCCCAUCCGGGCCCAACCCUCCCCGGGACCCACCAGCCUGCAGCAGAGCUUCUACAAGCCGGCCUCCACCGUGAGGGGCCCGCGGGGGGAGGCCCUGCCCGUGCGCAUCAGUGGCUCCAGAGGGACGCUGCUGCCUCUGAGCAACGGACUGUUAGCCGGGGGGUCGGGGUACUGCGGAGCCAGGAACCCCCCCGGCAAAGGGAAGAGGACGGCUGCGGCGCAUCGGCACGAACUCAACGACCCCAUCGUGCUGUCCAGUGAUGAAGAGGAGGAGGCGGACAACGCUAGCACAGGAAGUGUGAGCCGAUUGGACAGUUUGUCCCCCCGCCCCGCAGACUCCGCCCACUCCUCUCCGGCGCCCUCCGGAGGACGGGUGGAAGCAGCGGUGAAGAGCGCCGGCGAACAAGAGGAGCUCGGCGCAGAGUUCUUCGAAGACGUCAACAUGAAGAUCACGAUACCACGGAGAUCCCGGAUGAAGGACCAGUUUGGGAACCAACCCCCCGAGCAGCUUUCACCCAGACUGAAGAAACCUAAAUUAUCUCCCAACAAAUGUGACAGCAUCAUCCUGGAGUGUCGGAGCGUCCGGAUAGGAACGCUGCGCCGGAUGGUGACCAAGCCCGUCGUCUUUUCCAUCGACCAGAUCCAGCUGGAGACUGAAGGGCUGGAACGUAACUCGGUGGAGAACGUGAGCUUCCAGACGUCGGAAUUGAUCAGCUGUGAGUGGUGUAACGUCCGGAAACUCCCCGUCCUGUUCUUCCAGACGACGGCGGAGGAGUGUGUGCGUCUGCGCACGCAGCUCAGCAUGACUGAGGAGAAGGGGGGGGAGUGGUACGACUGUGCCGGAGACCAGUCGGACGAGAAGUUCAUCGUCCUGAUCUUCGAGAACGGCCUGGCGAUGAAGGAGCAGGCCAUCCUGGAGGACAUCCUGGGAGAGAUCGGCCGGAAGAACAACCUCAGCAACUUCCCCGCCAAGCUGCCCUUCGAGGAGGCCAACAUCCGGCUGGUGAACUACAACAAGGCGUCCAAACAGAAGGAGGACAAGGAGAAGCCGCUGCAAGCCUCGCAGGGAUCCCCUGUAGCCAAGGCAACGCAGGCGACCCCGCUGAGCCCGGGCGCCAUGACGACACGGACUAGCAUGUCUACCCGGCAUCACAGCAGCUUCUUCGAGGACGAAGAAGAGGACAUGACCGACCUGCAGCCCACCUUCUCCGGACCAAUCAUCAAAUUAAUGGUGUACCCCCCUCCUCCAGCCAAAGGAGGAAUCUCCGUCACUAAUGAAGACCUGCACUGCCUCACUGACGGAGAGUUCCUCAACGACGUCAUCAUAGACUUUUAUUUAAAAUAUUUAGUUUUAGAGAAAUUAAAAAAAGAGGACGCUCAGAGGAUCCACGUCUUCAGCUCCUUCUUCUACAAGAGACUGAACCAGAGGGAGAGGAGGAGCGCUCCGGAGACCAGCAACCUGCCAAUCCACAAGAGGAAGCACAACAGGGUGAAGACGUGGACCCGGCACGUGGAUCUCUUCCAGAAGGAUUUCAUCUUCGUUCCCAUCAACGAGUCAGCUCACUGGUACCUGGCGGUGAUCUGCUUCCCGGGUCUGAACGGUCCCCUGUUUGAGCAGAACCCUCUGUACCCCUCCCCUUCGUCCUGCGCCCCCCCCUCAGAGGAGAGCAUCCCGGAGCACUGCCGCCCUCUGUCCCCCGAUGGGCUGGACCCCCCCUCAGAUACCCUCUCUGGCCCCCAGGCCUCCACAGAGGAAGGGACUGAAGGAGACUCUGCUGCCUCAUGCACAGAGGGGGCGCCUGCACAUCCCCCCACAGAACCACAGUACACAAGUGAGUUGCACAGAAUCAGUGUGAGCUACGCUUCAGUUAAAGAAGACGACGACCCCUUCGGCUUCUCUGACGACCAGAGCUCCUGUCAGGAUGAGUGCAGUGAUGACGGGGCCCCCCCUGAAGACCCUCUCAGCUCUGAAUCUGCCUCCAAGCUGAACGUCUGCAGACAGCCUUGUAUCCUCAUCAUGGACUCGCUGCGAGGCCCGGCCCGCUCCAGCGUGGUGAAAACCCUGCGAGAGUACCUGGAGGUGGAGUGGGAGGUGCGUCAGGGCACGCCGCGGUGUUUUGGGAAGGACGUGAUGAAGGGCUCCAGCCCCCGAGUGCCUCAGCAGGACAACUUCAGCGACUGUGGAGUGUACGUCCUGCAGUACGUCGAGAGCUUCUUCGAGAAUCCGAUCCCCAGCUUCCACCUGCCCGUGAACCUCUCCGACUGGUUCCCUCAGCAGCGGAUGAAGACGAAGCGCGAGGAAAUCAAACAGCUGAUCCUGAAGAUCAAAGAGCAACAGGAAGCGGAGAGGAGGGACGUCCCGGUGCCCCCCCCCCGCUGUCCCGAAGCGCCCGACAUCCAACAGACUCCCGAGCCUCCAAAUUUACCCGCCGGCCCCUAAGACCCCCCCCCCCCCCCCCCCCCCACCCCUUACCUUUCCCCCAUUGUACGCUGCUGGUUUCCCCUCGCCCCCGUUUCCCACAGACAUUAAACACACCUUUAACUUUGUAUGGAUUAAAGACGUCGUGUAAAUACACCGGAGGUUCUCCCGCUGCCUUUGUAACUCAUGGCCUGUUAACUUAUGUUUUCAUAGAUCCGUGCAGGAAACCCGGACUGCACCGCGCCAUUAUUUUUUAUGCUUCCUAACCAUGUAAAGAACGAUCAUGAAGAGGAGGAGGAGGAUGAAAUAAAACUAGAAGUUGCUGUAUUUUUGUCGGUUUGGAAACUGUUCUCAGUCGCCUGCGUUCGUCAGUGCUUGUUGUGUCUCUUCGAUGUGGACUGGAAGAAUUUUACGCAUUAAAAGCAACUCCAGCUGCCUGUGUGUGUGUGUGUGUGUGUGUGUGUGUGUGUGUGUGUGUGUGUGUGUGUGUGUGUGUGUGUGUGUGUGUGUGUGUGUGUGUGUGUGUGUGUGUGUGUGUGUGUGUGUGUGUGUGUGUGUGUGUGUGUGUGUGUGUGUGUGUGUGUGUGUGUGUGUGCGCGCUCAUCAUUGGGAGAAACUUUGGACGAUAGGGGAAUCCCCAUCUGUUGAAGGUCAUUUGUUUUAGUCAAAAGCCACGAAAGUCAUCUUGAAUAAAGACAUUUUUAUGAA
This is a messenger RNA of Eleginops maclovinus (Patagonian blennie), 4006 nucleotides long. RefSeq names its product SUMO specific peptidase 6a (gene senp6a). Bases 221 to 3319 code for a protein of 1032 amino acids. NCBI's taxonomy places the organism in Eukaryota, Metazoa, Chordata, Actinopteri, Perciformes, Eleginopidae. The record is from RefSeq and is a predicted model, not a curated record. Gene Ontology annotation, cellular component: nucleus; cytoplasm. Gene Ontology annotation, molecular function: SUMO-specific endopeptidase activity. Gene Ontology annotation, biological process: regulation of kinetochore assembly; regulation of spindle assembly; proteolysis. The transcript has 25 exons.